UAUAUGGAAGUGAUAGUUGGGUAUGUCAGGAGAAACAUAAAAGUAAGUUGAUAAGGGAUACUUAAGAACUGUGUGUGGUAAAAUGAGAAAGAAAGAAUGGUUGGUGAAUGAAUGUGAAUGCAAAAAUUAGUGGGCAACAUGAAAAAAGGUACAUUGAAGCGGUUUUAUCAUAUAGAGAAUGAAUGAGGAUCAAAUUGCAAAACAAACAUAUGAAAAAAGGAUGAAGGCAUCCAGAAGAAGAACAAGAAAGUCCUGGUUGGGUGGAGUUGAUGAAGUGUUCAAAAAUAGGUCAACAUAGAGAAGGAAGAUCAACCUAUUAUGGCUAUUCCCAUAGCAGUUAUUGAUUGUGAUCUCUUCCUGUAUGGACGUGGACAUAGGACACUGGAUCGCUUCAAGCUGGAGGAUGUUACUGAUGAAUAUUUGGUAUCUAUGUAUGGAUUUCCACGUCAGUUCAUCUAUUAUUUGGUGGAUCUUCUAGGUGCCAAUCUUUCUCGUCCCACCCAACGAUCCAGGGCUAUCAGUCCAGAGACGCAGAUUCUUGCUGCGUUAGGUUUUUAUACUUCUGGCUCUUUUCAGACUCGCAUGGGAGAUGCCAUUGGCAUUAGCCAAGCAUCUAUGAGUCGUUGUGUUGCCAAUGUUACCGAUGCCUUGGUGGAAAGAGCCUCUCAGUUUAUUCAUUUCCCAGAAGAUGAAGUGUCAAUACAACAUCUGAAAGAUGACUUUUAUGGGCUGGCAGGUAUGCCAGGGGUACUAGGAUUGGUUGACUGCAACCAUGUAGCAAUAAAGGCACCCAAUGCUGAGGACUUGUCGUAUGUGAAUCGAAAGGGCCUUCAUUCUUUAAAUUGCCUGAUGGUGUGUAAUGCCAGGGGAAUGCUGCUGAGUGCAGAAACACACUGGCCAGGCAGCCUGCAGGACUGCACUGUGCUGCAGCAGUCAGCUCUAAGAAACCGAUUUGAAGCUGGCAUGCAGAAAGAUGGAUGGCUACUUGGUGAUAGUUCUUUCUUACUUCGCACCUGGCUAAUGACUCCUCUGCAUAUUCCUGAAACACCUGCAAUGUACAGAUAUAACAUGGCACAUUCAGCAACUCAUAAUAUUAUUGAACGAACAUUCAGGACAAUCCAAUCCCGGUUCCGUUGUUUGGAUGGAUCAAAGGGGACAUUACAGUAUUCUCCAGAAAAAGCAAGCAACAUCAUCCUGGCUUGCUGUGUACUUCAUAAUAUCUCUCUGGAGCAUGGGAUGGAUAUAUGGUCUUCCUCAGAUUUGGAACAAGUGGAACAUCCAGAGGAAGAAUAUGAGCAUAUGGAAUCCCUUGAUUCUGAAGCCCUCAGAGUUCGCCAGGAAUUAUUGCUUACACACUUUAGCUAACCGAAUUUGAGGAUAUCAAGUUGGAUUUAAGAAAAAAGAUAGAGGGAAGCAUAGCUUAAGUUUUUUUUAAAGAAUUUGCCAAGAGGAAUGUAUUAUUUAUCAGUACUUUGAGAAAAUAAAAUGUUGAACAUGUGCAUCUAUAAGGAUUUUGAUUCUAGUGUACAUGUUGUAUCUUAGUCUACGAAAUACAGGGUUAUCUUUAAUGUCCAGCUUUACUGAAAAAAAUUAAUCAAAGAUAUAACAUGAAAUCACAUGGGAUUAUUUUCCUGAUAAAAUGCUAUAUUUUGAAGUAUUGCAAAAUAUCAUUAAAAGUAUCUUGUUUUCUUUGUAAUUAAAUCCAAAACAAUUAAGUUCAGAUUACUAAUUGUAAUUUAUUGCAGACUAUAUACCACAAUUAUGUAAUAAAUUAU
Molecule: messenger RNA, 1775 nt
Organism: Python bivittatus (Burmese python)
Lineage: Eukaryota; Metazoa; Chordata; Lepidosauria; Squamata; Pythonidae
Gene: HARBI1
Product: harbinger transposase derived 1
Source: RefSeq, a predicted model, not a curated record